AUGCCGGAUCAUCCUAUUGUCGAAGUGUUCGUCUUGCCAACAGGCUAUUUGUGGCUUCCAGAUGAAUGGAUGUUUGCGGACGGGGAUCCUCGGGUCAAGCACCUCUGCCCAGACUUCAGUUUUCUCAUUCGCCAUUCAUCCGGGAAGAAUGUUCUAUUUGACUUGGGCCUGAGAAAGGACUUACAUAACCUCCCUCGCGUGGCCAAGAAAGAGUUUGACAUUAUAGAACCCUACGUUCCAAAGGAUGCUUCCGACUUGCUUUCCGAAGCCUCGUUGAAACCUGAUGAUAUCAACUACAUCAUCCUGAGCCACCUGCACUUUGACCAUACUGGGAAUGUUUCCCAGUACCCAGAGGCACAGGUGCUACUUGGACCUGGAAGCACAUUUGUCGCAGCUCCUGGAUAUCCAACCGUGGAUGAAUCGCCUUUCGACGGCACCAUCUUCGCCCACGCUCGAGUCAGAGAGUUCGAGAAAUCUCAAUAUCAGCCUCUGCCACCAGGUAGCGCACCAAAAGACUUCCCAUUCGACAAGGGGAUUGACUUCUUUGGAGACGGCACGCUAUACAUCCUUGACGCGCCAGGCCAUAUGCAAGGACACCAAAUAGCAUUGGCUCGUACUGGAGCCCAAGAGUGGGUUGCCAUGGGAGGAGAUUGCUGCCACCACCGAAAUUUUCUAGAAGGAUUUUCCCGCGACAUUAGCGUCAGUGUCGGUCCCGGGGGCCAGGCAGGAUUCCAUAAAUACCCGGAGGAUGCUAGAGUUACCAUUUCCAAGACUCAGAUAUUGCACUCAAACCCUGAAGUCCUAGUUGUGCUUGCUCACGAUGCAGAGAUUGAUGGGUGCAUACCCCUAUAUCCUGAAAAGCUCAACGGUUGGCGGGAAAGGAACUUGAAACAUGUGACGAGGAAAAGUGUGUUGACUUUGGAGGAGGUAAAGGGCAGAUAUGAUUAG
Molecule: messenger RNA, 948 nt
Organism: Clonostachys byssicola
Lineage: Eukaryota; Fungi; Ascomycota; Sordariomycetes; Hypocreales; Bionectriaceae
Source: the annotation of a GenBank genome assembly